ACAGCCGCUUGGUGAACAAGAUUAUUCAGGAGUCACAAACCAUGGACAGCUCCUGCUGAAAGGGGCUUGCUUCUUUGUCCUCUUGAUUCCUGUUUGGGGCUAUAGUCGGGAAGGUGAUUGCAAAAUACUCAGAGGUUGGCCUUUGUGGUUCUUCAACCAUGGAGUCCAUGGCUGUCCUUGACACUGUUGGGGUGGGAGACCUAGUGCUGCUGGACCCGCUGACAGAAGACGCGGUGAUGCGGAACCUGGAGAAACGUUUCCACCAAAAGGACAUCUAUACAUACAUUGGAAAUGUGGUGAUCUCAGUGAACCCAUAUGAGCCUCUGUCCAUUUACUCAGAAGAGAAGGUGGAAGAGUAUAGGAACUGUAACUUCUUUGCCGUAAAACCCCACAUAUAUGCCAUUGCGGAUGAUGCCUAUCGUUCAUUGAGAGAUCAAGACAAAGACCAAUGUGUUCUUAUCACCGGCGAGAGUGGGGCUGGUAAAACAGAGGCCAGCAAACUAGUGAUGUCAUAUGUGGCAGCUGUAUGUGGAAAAGGAGAGCAGGUGAAUCGUGUCAAGGAGCAGCUGCUGCAGUCCAACCCAGUACUGGAAGCCUUUGGGAAUGCAAAAACUAUUCGCAAUGACAACUCCUCGCGAUUUGGAAAAUAUAUGGAUAUUGAAUUUGACUUUAAGGGUGAUCCUUUGGGUGGAGUCAUCAGCAAUUACUUGCUAGAGAAAUCUCGAGUGGUGCAUCAUGAUAAGGGUGAAAGAAACUUCCACAUCUUCUAUCAGCUUCUGUCUGGAGGUUCUGACCAGCUGCUCAAACAACUAAAGCUGGAGCGAGAUUGUAGCCUGUAUGGCUACCUUAACAAGGAUGCCACAAGCCUGCAGGGUAUGCAUGAUGCAACAAACUUCAAAGCUGUUCAGGAUGCCAUGCGAGACAUUGGUUUCUCCCCAUCAGAAGUGAUGGCAGUGCUGGAAGUGACUGCUGUUGUUCUCAAACUGGGCAACGUGCAGCUGCGAGAGCAGUUUCAAGCCAGUGGGGCAGAGUCAUGUGGUAUCCAGGAUGACAAAGUGGUACGAGAGAUCUGUCAGCUGAUCCAGUUGGAUGAAUCUGUACUGGAGCACGCUUUAUGUUCUCGCACAGUCGAAACAAAUCAAGAGAAGGUGGUGACAACUCUGAGUGUCCCCCAAGGUUAUUAUGUGCGGGAUGCCCUAGCAAAGAACAUAUAUAACCGGUUGUUCAACUGGCUGAUUAACAGGAUUAAUGAGAGCAUCAAAGUAACAACAACUGAGCGCAAGAAAGUGAUGGGUGUUCUGGAUAUUUACGGCUUUGAAAUUUUUCAAGACAACAGUUUUGAGCAGUUUGUUAUCAAUUACUGUAAUGAAAAGCUCCAGCAAAUCUUCAUCCUGCUAACCCUGAAGGAGGAGCAAGAGGAGUACAUUCGCGAGGGGGUUACUUGGACUUCUGUGGACUUUUUUGAUAACAGCAUCAUCUGCAACUUGAUAGAAGAUAACACAGGUGGGAUUCUGGCCAUGUUGGAUGAGGAAUGCCUUCGUCCAGGGAAAGUGAAUGAAACUACCUUUCUCAACAAGCUCAAUGUCACAUUUAAGGAUAACCAACGCUAUGAGAGCAGAGUAACCCAGAAUGCCAAGCAUAUAAUGGACUCCAGCUUGCCUGCACACUGCUUUCGUAUUCACCACUAUGCUGGCAAGGUGACUUACAAUGUGGCUGGAUUCAUCGAGAAAAACAAUGACCUGCUCUUUAGGGACCUGUCACAGGCCAUGUGGAAGGCCAAGCAUGGGCUCUUGCGCAGCCUCUUCCCUGAAGGGGACCCUCAAAAACCCUCACACAAACGUCCACCUACGGCUGGUUCCCAGUUCAAAGCUUCUGUAAUGACCCUCAUGAAGAACCUCUACUCCAAGAACCCUAAUUAUAUAAGAUGCAUCCGGCCCAAUGACAUCCAAAAGCCUGCUAUAUUCACAGAUGCAUUGGUUCGGGCACAGGUACGCUACCUGGGCCUGUUGGAGAAUGUACGUGUUCGUCGAGCUGGCUAUGCCUAUCGGCAGGCCUAUGAGCCAUGUCUGGAGCGUUACAAGAUGCUAUGCAAGGAGACCUGGCCACAGUGGAAAGGAAGUGCAAGGAAUGGCGUUCAGACCCUUUUGAGCAGUUUGGCCAUCGAUCCUAAGGAACUGGCAUAUGGAUACAAAAAGAUCUUCAUACGAACACCACGUACACUUUUUGAUCUGGAGAGCAGACGACAACGGCGAGUUGGGGAGCUGGCAGCCCUGAUCCAAGCUACUUUCCGUGCAUGGAAAUGCCGCAAGCACUAUCUACAGAUGCGUAAGAGCCAAAUCGUUAUCUCUGCCUGGUUCCGGGGCCACGCGCAAAAGAAGAAGUAUGAAAAAAUGAAGGCAUCAGCUCUUCUUAUCCAAGCCCAUGUCCGAGGCUGGAAGUCUCGUAAGCUCCUACGGGAACUUAAGGAAAAGAAAUGCCAGAUUCAGGCUGCCACCACCAUUUCUGCUUACUGGAAAGGUUAUCAGACACGGAAGGAGUAUAAGAAAUAUUUCCGCUCUGGAGCAUCUUUGCGCAUCACCAAUUUUAUCUACCGAAGCCUGGUGCAAAAAUUUCUCCUGGGCCUAAAAAACAACCUCCCUUCCAUGAAAGCAACUGACCAGGCUUGGCCUCCUGCCCCUUAUAAAUUUUUCACUGACGCCAAUCAAGAGCUGAAGAAGAUCUUCCACCAUUGGAGGUGUAAGAAAUAUCGGGAUCAGCUGCCACCACAGAGAAAAGCACUCUUACAGGACAAACUGUGUGCCAGUGAACUUUUCCGAGGCAAGAAAAGUUUGUAUCAGAAGAGCCUCUCACAGCCUUUCAAAGGGGAAUACCUGGGUCUCAAGGAGAAUCCCAAAUAUCGUAAGCUCCAAAGCACAGCUGAUGGCAAGCUGGUUAUGGCUGACAAUGUGAAGAAAGUCAACCGAGGUGAUGGAAAGGCUUCUACUCGAAUUUUUAUUCUUACCAAAAGUCACAUCAUCCUAGCUGAUCCCAAGGCUGCACAGCCCAAAACAGUGAUCACCCUGAGUGACAUAGACAGCGUCUCUGUCACACGCUACUCAGAUGGGUGUUUUGUUCUGCACAUCAGAGAGUCUUCCACAGCAGGCACCAAAGGGGACUUCCUGCUUAUCAGUGACCAUCUGAUUGAACUGAUCACUCGACUACACCAGACCGUGUUGGACACUACAAAGCAGAAAUUGAAACUUCAAGUGGCUGAUGAGUUUGUGGUGAAGUUUAAACAAAGCAGCAUUGCUGUCAAGGCGGUGGAGACAGCCGUAAAGCAAGGCACAGGGCCAGUCUUUAGGAAGAAAGGCAACCGUAGACUGGAGGUGUUGGUUCAGUGAGGUGAAGCAGUCCAAAAGCAGCUGCCCUGGAUUUCUGGAGAACAUGGAGCUGAGAACCUGCGAUUUAUAUGUGAAUCAUUGCCAACUUCAAUUCCUCUUGGUUUUAACUCCUAUUAGAAUCUUUACUUCGGGUACAGCUAUCUGAAAUAUUUUCAGAAAUCAAUCAACAACACAUGUCAGUUUCUCUGCUGAGGACAGAAAUGACAACUUGGGCCUCAUAUUUUUAGCAAUGGCGUAUCCUGUGUAGAAGCCUUAAUUUGAGCACAUGUGGGAGAAAAAUGUAAUAAACCCCACAAGGGAAAUGAGA
Molecule: messenger RNA, 3687 nt
Organism: Anolis carolinensis (green anole)
Lineage: Eukaryota; Metazoa; Chordata; Lepidosauria; Squamata; Anolidae
Product: unconventional myosin-Ia
Exons: 29
Coding region: 159-3380 (1073 amino acids)
Biological process (GO): sensory perception of sound; vesicle transport along actin filament; actin filament organization
Cellular component (GO): microvillus; actin cytoskeleton; brush border
Molecular function (GO): ATP binding; actin filament binding; microfilament motor activity
Source: RefSeq, a predicted model, not a curated record